UCCUUGUACCAUUGGCUAUAUAUUAUGAUAUUAUAGACCGGUUGCUUACAAAGAAGGUCUAAAUGUAUUUGUAGAUUUUAUAUGUAUCUAUUACAGAUGUAAGUAGACUGAAAUGAAACUUAAAAUACGUAUUUUCUGAUAGAAUGAAAAUUGAAAGACUAUUACAUCACGGGAGAAAUCUUAAUAGCAGCGAAUAAGAAAUUGAUAAAUUUAAAUACAGUCAGUAGAUGCACUUAGAACACAAUUAUAAUCUUGUGUACAUGCAACAUGAAACGUACACACUCUUUCAGAAUGUCGGAAAAGGAGAAUUCUAGUGUAUACAUAUAUUUUUUUAACUAUCUGGUUGUCUUCAGUUUGAUGCUUUCUUUAUCAGAUACAGUUUCCCGGCCAGAAAUAGAGGCUUUAUAUCCUACUGAUACAAAAGUGUUGGAAAGCCAGCCCAUAUCUUUUCAGUGUACACUGCCAUCAUCAAUUAAAAUCCCGGUAAAAUGGACGUGGAGUUGUGGUUCUGAUAGAAACCGCAAGCCAAAGAUAUCAUCGAACACUAGUUCAGAAUUGACGUUCUAUGCAACAAAGGACGACGACAAAACCCAGUGUUCAUGCAGAGCCGAGUCCCUCUCUAAUGAAAUAUACAACGGAAUGUCUUACCCUUUGGAUAUUAAAGUUUCUUAUGUACCACGUGAUCCACCAAUAUUGGUUACCUCGCCAAAGACAUCGUUGGCGGAAGGGCAAAAAUUUAACUUCCGUUGCGAUCUCAAGUAUCCAGGAAAUCCACCCAUGAUAUGGACAUGGAGAUGUGGUGAAAGAACCUUAUUUCCUAGUCAGUUCAAUAAUAUGGGUGCUUCAUCUGAGAUUACAUUUGAAGCAGAGGCCUGGCAAAAUGGACUAUCUUGUCUCUGUAUUGCCUCUAGCCCACGAUUCGGUUACAACAUCUCGUCAAAAGGACAAAGCAUUGCCGUAUUGUAUGCACCCCUUGACUUCCCGGUUCUUAUCAAUAUAAGCAAUACUCACGUGGACGAGGGCACGGCCGUCACCCUGCGUUGUCAUGUGACGUCUGGGGGUAACCCGCCUCUGUUCUGGUCCUGGUAUUGUGGCGACAUGCCGAUGGAGCGGGGGCUCAGUGAUGGCGGGAACUGGUCCGAGGUGACCUUCAUAGCCACCAAGAUGUACCACCAGAGGGCGUGCUAUUGUCGACUAAAUUCAACGUCAGAAAAGAUCAAAUACGACAAAAGAUCUCAAAAGAAAUUCAUAACCCUCAAAACUGGACACAUAUGUUUCCCCUUACCUGCCUUUGUUGUCACUACAAGUCUUCUGUUACUAACAGUGGUAAUUGUAUCCUUCAUUGUACUAUUCCGAAACCAUCGCCUCAGAGAAAGACUUCUAGCUAUAAAGAUGCUUACCUGCAACUGCUUUGAGAAUUUGUGUAAAUCUCCACCACGCAGAGUUGAUCCUCCGCAACCAAGAAUAAGGGACAGCGAUGGCAAGACACUCACGUUUAUAGAUGAACACACCUAUGAGGCCGUUCAUCGCCAAAGGAAGAAAGUCAAGAAAGGGAAACGAAAAAGAACCCAUACAUACGAGAAUACAGUUGUGAAGUUUGCGUAAAAUUUGCUCUCACUCUCAAAUACUUGGCAAAACGAUUUCAUUGUGUUUCCAAAUCAUAUACAUGGGGAAAUCUCAAACAAAUCAUCAUCUUUGACCAAGAAAUCAAUCCAAUUACGAUCGAGAUUAUCCAAUAUUCUGGUAGAGCAUCGGAAUAUUUCAAGUUUUCAAUGAAUGUGGGAUUAAUGUACAUCUUUUUCCUUUAUUGUCGAUAGGGGUAUACGGUUUUGAUGUUAUAUUUGAUGAAAUGUAGAACAUGCAUUGAUUGUCCCAAAAUCAAUGGACGAGCGAGGUUUUCCAUUAACUGAAGCCAUGCACAGGAAUUUUAAAUUGUGUGGGAGAACUCGUUUUCCAAUACUCAGUCACAACUACUGUUACCUGUCCUUCGUACAGUAUUUAUCAAUUGAUAUAAAAUUGGUUAUCAUUAAGGUAUCCAGGCAUUUUACAAAUUAUUACAGAAUUUUUCAGCAAAAAUAUAAUGCAAAAAAUCCAAAAAAGUGAUAAUAUAUGUAAAACAUUUAAUAGGUACAAUGCGGUUUGAACCUUAUAUCUUGAACCGUGACAUUUUGUUGGCUUUGAUACCACUGAGCCAUAUGCUUUAAUGAACAUUGACAUGUAAUAUAAACACUACACGAUUUAUUCACUUUUCAUAUGAAUGACUUUUCUCAAACCUAUGAUACAUGUAAAUAUGAUUUGCUGAUACAUUGAAUGUAUGUAUGUAUAAGUUAUCGAAUAUUGCUAAGGAUUGGGCAACGUUAACCUACUUGUAUAUUGACGUAGUUUUAUGCUCAAUGCAUAGUUAAUGAAGAUAUCCAGAUUUCUUAAUUAUUUUGUUUUGUAUUAGUCUCUUUGUAUACUAGUAUAUGUGUGUUCAAAGUUCAGUUAAAUUAGAAUAUACCUCUUUACAAAUGAUUCAUUCUAUUGACAGAGUACAGCUUAAUGCCUGAUUUUCAAACUCCAAACGUGGUAUAUAUUGUGACCUUUUAAAGAUGAUUUACAGGUCACUUGAUCCAUAAAUCAGAUAGUUUAUCAAGAACCCUAUGUCUGUUUCACCAACGUUUUGAAUUUACAUUGUGAUAGAAUGUGUCCUAUUGUAAACCUCAUCGAUUUUAUUGGACAAAGAACGCCACACUACAUGAUUAAACAUCUUAUUCUAAUAUUUUGUCUUGUUUAAAACAUCUGGUAGAAAAAUAAUGCAAAAUUUUGUUGACUUUGGAUUGAUAAUCCAUAUUAUAUCUGAGGUAAACAAGAAGAUGCAGACUAUUUCAUUUUGUCUGCUAAAAUAUUUGUCAGUGCUUAUUUUAGUCUUGGUUUAGAUAUCAUAGAUAUGAAAUCUCGACUUUUGGGCACAACAAUCUGUCCUAAGAAUUAGUUAGCGCCAGUUGUUCAUGAAUCUUGGGGAUUUCUGUAUGUUCAAAUAGUUGUAUUAUAUUAAUUGAAAAUGUAUUACUAUGUUAUUUUGACUGGAUGACGACUGUUUUUGUUAAGAAAAUAAAAACUUGCUUUCAUCUUUUUGAAUGUUUGUAAAUAAAAUGUGAUUUAAGAAAAACAAUCCAAUUAAAAUU
Messenger RNA from Magallana angulata, 3167 nucleotides. RefSeq lists its product as uncharacterized. The record is from RefSeq and is a predicted model, not a curated record. Bases 268 to 1605 code for a protein of 445 amino acids. The transcript has 9 exons. Gene Ontology annotation, cellular component: cell-cell junction. Gene Ontology annotation, molecular function: cell adhesion molecule binding. Lineage: Eukaryota; Metazoa; Mollusca; Bivalvia; Ostreida; Ostreidae. Gene Ontology annotation, biological process: cell-cell adhesion.